ACUAGUAUGAUUUAUUCCAUCCAAUCAAAAUUCAAGAAAAUCUGCAUGAAAGGUCAACGAAAACAACUUAUUCUAAUUUUUUGACAAGGAAAAUUGAACUACGUCAAAAUUUCUGGUCAAAACAUUCCAGCUUGUUUUGGAGGAGUAGUUUUUCACGUGGUAAAACUGAAAUGUAAAAGUGCUAACGUGUUCUAGCUGAGAAAAUGGUCAGGGUUCUGUGUGGAAGACUGGAAUAGUGUUUGUUCUUUAUACGUUCCCGGAGCAGAUUUCGGGAGUCCAGCUGGGAGGCUACUCUAGAGUAUGGCUGACAAUCCGGGCCACUCCAUACCACAAACAGAGAUGGCGCACGAGGGCGCCGGCGCGGCGGAGAGCUCGCCGCAGCCGACGCCGUCGCCGCCGCACGCGCCGCGCCUGCCCGCCGCCGAAGCCAGCUUUCAUUCUCAAAUCAUGCAGAAUCAGAGCCCAAGAAAGAACCAUAUAGCGGAGAGAGCGAAACAAACGUUAGAAAAUAGUUUCCUGUUACAAGGCCAUAUGUCACCGGGAAACCACGGCGGCGCGACCAGUCGACGGCUACCAACGAAAUGCUUGGUUGCGCAACCGAGCGGACACCAGCUGAAGAAGCAGCAACAGCUGCAGCAGGAGAUCCUGCUGCAGCACUUCCAGCAGCAGCGCGCGCAGCUCGCCGAGCAGCAUGAGCAGCAGUUGCGGCAUCAUCUCAAGCCUGUUUGGUUUCAGCUGUGGGAGCAGCAGAAGCAGAUGGAGGAGGCGGCCUUGCGAGAAGCGAGGGAGGCGAGGGAGGCGAGAGAAGCGAGGGAGGCGAGGGAGAGGCACGAGAGGGACAGGGUGGAGCUGCUGCGGAAGAGGGACAAGCAUGAGCACAGCGCUAAUGCGUCCUCGCAAGUCAAGCAAAAACUUCAGGAGUUCUUAAAGAAGAAGCAAGCCGCGGCGAAUGCCAACGGCACUGUUCCUGGAUCUCCUUACAGAAAUUGGGGUAUCGUAAAAUCGUCAUCGGGCGAGUCCAUCACGUCAGCGAGCGCGGCGGCCACGCACCCGUACAGACUGGCGGCGCCGCCGCUACCUCUAGCUCUCAACGCCGCCCCUCAGCCCUCGCCCACUGACUUCCCUUUAAGGAAGACUGCGUCGGAGCCCAACAUGCUGAAGGUUCGGCUGAAGGCGCGCGUCAUCGAGCGCCGCGCGUCCCCGCUCGCGCGGCGGCCGCUCAAGACGCGCCCCAAGCACCGCAAUUGCGACGGCAGUUCGCCGCGUGGCUCACCUACCGGCGCGUGUACGGCCGCGCCAAUCCGCGAAGAGGAGGAACCGAGUACCCGACCAGAGUUACUGUUCUCUUCACCUUCCAUGCCGAAUAUCUCACUCGGCAGGCCCGCGCCCGCUCCUGUCCCGCAGGUGAUGGUGUCGGUAUCCCUGCCGCCCGUGUGCGAGGCGGAGCCCUACGUGGCGCCGCCGGCGGGGGCGGGGGCGGGGGCGGGCGCGGGGGCGGCGUACACGCGGCCGCCGGCGCGCCCCCUCGGCCGCACGCACAGCGCGCCGCUGCCGCUCGGCGACCCCGCGCUGCAGCACUCGCACACCUACCUGCGCGAUCAGAUACGGAAGACGGUCCUGACGCGCGCUCACGACGCCGCGGCGGCCGCGCUCCGCGAAGAAGAGGGUGAGGUGAUCGACCUGACGGCGCGGCGCGCGGCCGUGGCGGCGGCGCCGCUAGCCCGCGCGCUCAGCUCGCCGCUCGUCGGCGCACGCGCGCCCGCCACCGGGCUCGCCUACGACGCGCUCAUGCUGAAGCACGGGUGUGCGUGUGGUGCGCACGCACCCCAACACCCCGAGCACGGCGGGCGCCUGCAGUCGGUGUGGGCGCGCCUGUGCGAGACCGGCCUGCUGGCGCGCACGGAGCGCACGAGGCCGCGCAAAGCGUCCCUCGAGGAGCUCCAAUCGGUGCACCUGGAGUCCCACGUGGCGCAGUUCGGCGGGCGGCGCGCCGGGGCCGCGGGGCCGCGCCAGCUCGUGCGCCUGGCCUGCGGCGGCCUCGGCGUGGACUCCGACACCGCCUGGUCCGACAUGCACACCGCCGCCGCCGCGCGCAUGGCCGCCGGCGCCGUGCUCGACCUCGCCACGCGCACGGCCAGGGGCGAGCUCCGGAACGGAUUCGCGGUGGUGAGGCCACCGGGUCACCACGCGGAGCCCAACCAGGCGAUGGGCUUCUGUUUCUUCAACUCUGUGGCUGUGGCUGCGAGGUUGCUGCACCAGCGACUGCGGUUGCAGAGGAUACUCAUCGUCGACUGGGAUGUCCACCACGGCAACGGCACGCAGCAGAUCUUCUACGAGGACCCUCACGUGCUCUACAUCAGCAUCCACCGGCACGACGACGGGAACUUCUUCCCCGGCACCGGCGCGGCCUCGGAGUGUGGCGCGGGCGCCGGCCUCGGGUUCAACGUGAACAUCGCGUGGGCCUCCGGCCUCAGCCCGCCGCUCGGGGACGCGGAAUACUUGGCGGCCUUCCGGUCGAUCGUCAUGCCCAUUGCCAAGGAGUACGACCCGGAGCUGGUGCUGGUGUCGUGCGGGUUCGACGCCGCGGCCGGGCACCCCGCGCCGCUCGGCGGCUACACCGUCAGCGCGGCGUGCUUCGCCAACAUGACGCAGGACCUCAUGCAGCUCGCCAACGGGAAGGUGGUGCUGUCCCUGGAGGGCGGCUACGACCUGCCCGCCAUGUGCGACUGCGCGCAGGCGUGCGUGCGCGCGCUGCUGGGCGACCGCGUGCCGCCGCCCGCCGCGCACGAGCUGGCGCGCGCGCCCGCGCAGCCCGCGCAGGACACGCUGCGGCACACGCUCGCCGUGCAGGCGCCGCACUGGCCUAAGAUAAAACGGUACAGCAGUCUGAUCGGCAUGUCGGCGUUAGAAGCCGCGCCCGCAGUCGCCGCGGCCAGGCUAGGGCGCCUGCAGACGGAGCGCGACGCGGCCGACACCGCCGCCGCCAUGGCCACGCUGUCCAUGCACCACCCCCCGCACGCCGACGCCAAGCCCAGUUCACCAGACUCGUCACGGUCGGUGUCAGAAGAGCCGAUGGAGCAGGACGAGGGCAAGUGAGCCCUGGUGCGUGAACAUGUAUGUACAGUUACUGCUAACAUUCCGCCGCCGGCCCUACCGCCCUGGCGACCCUAGUGACCCUAGGGCCAGGGCCAGUCCGCGGCUCCUCGAAUCUGCGCUACAGUCAGGAGAGUACUGAUAAACCUAUUUAUUUAGACCCAGAACUAGUGACCAUAUUUUGCGCUCGAUAAGUAAAGAAUUUAUGUAUAUUUAUGGAAGUUGUACAUAUAUAAUAUAAUAUGAGAGUAUAUCGACGUUAGACGUGCGCGCCGAGCGCGAGAUGUUUAUGUGACGUUGUGAACUUUACGAACGAAAUGUGUCCUGCCAAAUGUCCAUCUCGAGGCGAGAUGUUUGUAGUUACGUUCAAUAAUUGUCUAUUUGAUGUAAUUCAUAAUGAAUUAGCUAAGCUAUAGAUACGUGUGUAGGUGUUAAAAUUAAGACAAAUCUUAAUUUGAAAGCUUUAAAAUGUAGUAAAAUGAUAAUUUGUACAAAAAAAUAUCAAUAUUUGGAAGAAAUGUUUUAUAUGAAUAAUCUACGAAGUAGGUAAUGUAAUUAUAUAGUAGGCGGCGUUUAGAGAAUUGCCUAAAUGAAUGUUAUAUAUUUUCCCUCGUGGGCGUGCUGAAAAAUUUAUAUAUUUAUAUGAAAAAGAUACUCAAGUUUCUUGUUACGGAAAUGUAGAUUUCCUUUCAUUGUGCCCCUGGGGCUUGCCACUCUUCACUUGUCUACUAUACCAAAGAUAGUAAUCUUUCAAUUUCUAAUAAAUUAUUCGUCUACUUACGAGUAGCCGGUGUUAUUCACGUUAAGCCCGCUUCCCCACUUGGCGGCGCGGUAUCGGUCCCGAAUCUGCACCAAUCAGGAACAAGUACUGCUUACUGCACCGAUACCGCGCCGCCAAGUGGGGAAGCGGGCUAACUGUGAAUUUCUGUCUCUGUGAUGAGUUGAAGUUGUACAAUUGAUUGUUGUUUGUCAAAGUGUUUUAAAUUGUACGAUUUGUAUCAAAGUCUAUGAUUUAUGGAUGGAGUCCUGCUUUAUCGAAUAGUUUACUAGGCAUAAAAUUUAAGUCGGGACUUACUUUACUAACUUGCACAAAAGGACGUUUUUUGGAGGACCCUUUGUGUAGGAAGCUGUUCAAAGAUAAUGUGCAAUACCUAUAUGUAGUUUGGCGCUUAAUUUCAUAGUCAUAAUACAAUUGUCAAAUUUGAAGCUACAAACGGGCAGAUAAUUUUCCAAUGGCGGUACAUAUUUUCUUGUACUAAGUUUUCUAAAGGGUACGUCGUAUGUUCUAUAGAUCUUUUUUUUUAAAUAGAGCUUAAAUUACGGACAAAACAUACCAGUUCUAUAGAACAAAUGAAAUACCCAAGCAUUCUGCUGAUUGGCUCCAAACACUUAGACCCAGAUAUCUUUAUGGAUCCAUAGAUUGUAUUUUCGUAAUGAGACUUGUGGAAUCGGAUAGAUUUGAAAUUGAAAGUGACGUGUAUAUAUUUGUAUAGUAGUGGAUCCGAGUUUGGAUCCAAGUGUAUGGAGCCGCUGCCGGCGAGUGAAGUAGGCGCGCUGUGUUCGGCCGUCGGCCGUAGGAUCCAAUCCUGUACGUUUAAUAAUACAAUGUUGUGUCUUUGAGAAUUUUAUUGUUAAAUUGGAAUACAGAUGAAAUAAUUAUUUAAUAAAUGUAUAUAUACCUACAUAUAUAUAUAUUUGCAAAUACAUGAGCAUUUUUAUUUUAAA
This is a messenger RNA of Cydia strobilella, 4818 nucleotides long. It is a transcript of the gene HDAC4, whose product is annotated as histone deacetylase 4. The transcript has 21 exons. The coding region runs from base 301 to 3096 and encodes 931 amino acids. The record is from RefSeq and is a predicted model, not a curated record. Gene Ontology annotation, cellular component: histone deacetylase complex. Gene Ontology annotation, molecular function: transcription factor binding; histone deacetylase activity. Gene Ontology annotation, biological process: negative regulation of transcription by RNA polymerase II. Lineage: Eukaryota; Metazoa; Arthropoda; Insecta; Lepidoptera; Tortricidae.